UACUUAGCACAUCUCCUGUGGGGUUGUACGUUCUUGAGCAGGAAUUGCUAUGUACAGAAUCACCUAAAGCUAACAUAUUGUGUGUUUUGUCCCUCCUGCAGAUUACCUGUCUGGAUAUUUCCAGUGGUGGAGGCCUCGGCGUGUCUGCCAGCACAGAUGGGACCAUGAAGAUCUGGCAGGCUGCAAAUGGAGAAAUAAGAAGACUAUUGGAAGGCCAUGUGUAUGAUGUGAAUUGUUGCAGGUUUUUCCCAUCUGGCCUUGUGGUUCUGAGUGGGGGAAUGGAUGCCCAGCUAAAGAUCUGGUCAGCAGAAGAUGCCAGCUGCGUAGUAACCUUUAAAGGUCACAAAGGAGGUAUUUUGGAUACUGCCAUUGUGGAUCGGGGAAGAAAUGUCCUUUCCUGCUCUAGGGAUGGCACUGCACGCCUCUGGGACUGUGGCAAAUCCUCCUGUCUGGGUGUCAUUGCUGACUGUGGCUCCCCCAUCAACGGCAUCGCUGUGGGCACUGCUGAUGACUCGGUGAACCUGGGCACGCCUGAAAAAGCUCCCAGUGAACGUGAGGUUGGGACAGAAGGGAAAAUCCUGCUGCUGGCUCGAGAAGACAAGAAGCUGCAGGGAGUUGGGCUGCAGAGCAGGCAGAUGGUGUUCCUCUUUGAUGGAUCUGAUGCAUUCAAUUGCUGCACGUUCCUCUCAAGUACCUAUUUCCUAGCAGGGACUCAGGAUGGGAACAUCUAUCAGCUGGAUGUGAGAAACACCAAUGCUCCAAUCCAAAUAAUUCACAGAUCAGGAGCACCAGUGCUUUCCCUGUUCCCAUACAGAGAUGGAUUCAUUGCCAGCCAAGGUGAUGGAACGUGCUUUAUCAUCCAGCAAGACCUCGAUUAUGUCAUCGACCUCACAGAGGCAGACUGUGACCCUGUGUACAAGGUCGCUCCGUGGGAGAAGCAGAUCUACACGUGCUGCAGGGACGGGGUGGUGCGGCGGUACCAGCUGGGCGACCUGUAGGGUUGGGGGCUGUGCACAACGGGGCCGUGAGGGCUGUGAGCAGGGCUGGGGCUGCUUCCGCUGUGUCAGCUGCUCAGCUUUGUCCAUUACGGCCGAUUUUUAUCUGUCGUGGGGGU
Molecule: messenger RNA, 1114 nt
Organism: Centrocercus urophasianus (Greater sage-grouse)
Lineage: Eukaryota; Metazoa; Chordata; Aves; Galliformes; Phasianidae
Gene: PAAF1
Product: proteasomal ATPase associated factor 1
Exons: 8
Coding region: 165-998 (277 amino acids)
Molecular function (GO): protein binding
Source: RefSeq, a predicted model, not a curated record